Molecule: messenger RNA, 1963 nt
Organism: Dendronephthya gigantea
Lineage: Eukaryota; Metazoa; Cnidaria; Anthozoa; Malacalcyonacea; Nephtheidae
Product: twist-related protein-like
Exons: 2
Coding region: 625-1125 (166 amino acids)
Biological process (GO): regulation of transcription by RNA polymerase II; developmental process
Molecular function (GO): DNA-binding transcription factor activity, RNA polymerase II-specific; protein dimerization activity; RNA polymerase II transcription regulatory region sequence-specific DNA binding
Source: RefSeq, a predicted model, not a curated record
GACAUGUGAACGAUUGACGAUUAAUUUGUUACCUUUGGAACCGCGUUUUAUUACUCAAUAAUAUUGAUGAGCUUAUUUGGCUGCGUACGACUGAUAAGACCACCUUCAACAUUUGUACACAAAACGAGGGCAGUACAAUGUUAAGGCUAGCCUUGUGGUUGCGUUAAAUGCUGCAUGUUUUGUCAUACUUCAACUCAGCGUGAAGCGAUCGGCCUGACCCCGGAUUUUGGUUUGUUGUUCCUCCUCGAACGGAAACAGGAGUGUCAAUCGUUUGCAUCGACGACAACUGGAUUCUUUUUACUUCUUCACCCUUGCUGGCUAAGGUCUGCGCACCAGGCUACAUGCGCUACUCACAUACAACCGUCGACACCAGAAGAAUUUCUUAAUUAAGUCGUCUUGCGCGGAAUCUAAUGGCAUGUAUCUUUUUUAAAUAUUUUAUCUCAGGACUUGGCAGUCACGUCAUCGGGUCUUGUCGAGUAUUAGCUGAACUCAAGCUUCGGUAAUCUAGCCGUUACCCGAGUGACCCUAACGUUAUUCGCAUCGAUCGUUCCAAAUUCGAAGACUUUAUCGUCAUACUGAAAACCGCAGCACUUGUAGCUUGAAGUAUAUUUGUACUGCGGAGCGAUGGCCGAGGCUAUGUUUGAUUUUACAUUGAAAGUUGAAAAGCCGGAUGAUUUAUUGGUCAAUGCCAACGACGAUAACGGUAAACAACGCAAGAAGCGCAGAAGAAAGGCAAGGCUUACAGGCCUCAGUCAACAAAGACGUUGGGCGAACGAACGAGAGAGACAUCGUACACGACGCGUGAAUGAUGCCAUCUAUGCCCUACGCGACCGUCUGCCGGAUUUCCUCAAUCCUCUGCACAUAAAGCUCUCAAAGAUGGAGACGAUUUGCUUGGCAAUCAGGUAUAUCCGUCAGUUAAAGGAUAUGCUUGAAGAAGACGACCGAAGCCGUAGCUCCAGUGACUUUGAAGGCAUCGACACGGACCUCUCUCCACAACUCUCCAGCGAUUUUUCAACAGAUGGGGAUUUCGAAGAAUUAUUCAAAAUGGACACUUCAUUUUUGUUGUCGAGCUCGCCGUCCUCAGAGUUUCUAGAUAUUGAUGAUACAGAAGAUGUAUUCUGGUGAUCAAGAAUUUUAUUUCAUAUAUAUAUAGUCCAUUUUUAUACAACUAUAAGGACAUAUUCACGACGCGAACGUUCCGACCUUUCCACAUUUAUAUAUAGCUAGUUAGAGGGUGGUUGAUAUGUAUAUGAAUGGCAAAACUGCGCUAAGACGAGGGCCACGAUUUUAUUUGAUUAGUCUAAUCAAACCGAUCUUAAAUUUUUGUCUGUGUUCGGCUUGCAAAUCCCGCUGACUGGCAUUCGGCUAAGCCAGAUUAUUCUGAGGUAAAGCCAUUUGCACAAUAUGAAAUGAGCCGACAUCACAUGACUCAACCUACCCCUCGAGUCAACACCGUCGUACAAUGUGUACGCUACGCCUACAAUGUAGGAUAAGAGCAGUUUUGUCUCAUACAACGAGCCCCCUUAUUUAAUAGACAUAGAGAUGCAGAGUUCCAUUGGAAACCUACACGUCUUCAGUAAGGAGAGUUGCACAUUUGAACUUUAGAAGUUUGCAUGACACUUUAAGUGAACUCGCGCGUUCAUAAUGACAUUCAGUCUGGUGUAAAAACGUCCAACGAACGUACUUCACGCAUCGUAUAGACUCUCAGCACGUCCGCCUGAAUGUAACGCAAGUAAUAAUGGAAUUUCCUCGAGUUUAUGUUGAAAGCGCCUGUACAUAGAUCAUUAAAAUGACUUAUUUGGAUUAUAGGAAUUUUUUUGAUAAUCGAGAUAUUUUUAGAGAUGUAUUAAAAAUAUAAAAGAGUAUCGGAAACUGGGUUUUAAUCAGCUUCCACGCAAAAUAUUCACAUUUUGCGUAGAUUAGAACCCGGGUCAGAGGCUAGUCUAAAUCAAUAAAAGUUACG